This is a messenger RNA of Betta splendens (Siamese fighting fish), 3295 nucleotides long. RefSeq names its product R3H domain containing 4 (gene r3hdm4). The record is from RefSeq and is a predicted model, not a curated record. The transcript has 8 exons. Gene Ontology annotation, molecular function: nucleic acid binding. Bases 178 to 948 code for a protein of 256 amino acids. NCBI's taxonomy places the organism in Eukaryota, Metazoa, Chordata, Actinopteri, Anabantiformes, Osphronemidae.
CUUAUUCCCAUCUUUGCAUAUUUUGCUCCGCUUCAGGCUAGCAGCCGAACACUGGCUAGCUAACUAGCUCGAUCCCCCAAACAUUUCCUGUUUUAACUUUUAAUUUUCCUCCCCAGUCGUGUUUAUUUUUAACACGGACUGUACAGUGAGAUCGGUCUGCCCGUUUGCUCUAAUAAGAUGGUGGUUUUGACGAAUGAUAAUGAAGAACAGGAUUAUAUCCUGAUAGAAGAGCGCAAAUGCAUCUCCCUUCCCAGCUCCCCUGCCAAGCGAGUGUCUCCCACUAAAAGGAAGCAGUUCUUUAUCAAUCAAGCCAUCCGAAACUCGGACCUCACUCCCCGUGCCAAAGGCAAAAAGAGCCUCCGCAGACUGGAAAACACACGCUAUCUUGAUAAUCUUCUUGAGAGGGAAGACUGCUCCAAAGAUGAUCUGGAGGUAUGCAGUAACCCGGCUAUUCCAUCGAUCUUCACUGAAGCCUGCACCAACGGAAACUACAUACCGAAAUGGAAUGACUUCAUGAAUUGCUCUGGUGAGGAGCAAGAGAGGUUGUUGUCUCUGCUUGAGCAGGAGGAAGCCAAGCAGAAAAGCACCAGCCGCCUCCUCAAAGACCAGAGGAAUGUAUAUCCUGCCUUUACUGCUCAGGACUGCUUCCAAAGAAUUGAUCGCAGGUUGCGAGUAACUCUUAAACGGAAGCAAAUCCCUUUGGGAACUCUGGGACUACUUGAGAACAGCCUUCUGAACUUCUUCAAGGCUGAACCUCACUCAGUUUACACAACCAACCUUGCCAGCAGCUUUGAGAGACUGCUGCUUCAUGCCAUCUGCCAGUACAUGGACCUAUCCUCUGCAAGCACUGACAACAAUGGCUCACGUCAGACCAAGGUGGUAAAUAAGCAAGAAAACUUUCUGCCUCCUUCACCUCUGCUAUCUGUAUACCUGGAGCAGUUGAGCUGAGAGCAGGGCCGUCCUGUGUUCUCUACCUGGCUGUGCUGCAGGCAGGAGCUCUGAGAGAUGUAGAUAAAGUGCAUCAUCUGUACAUGUAUAUAAAUAAUGUGUGCGUAAUGUCAGCGCUCAGGAAACAGCUGAACAAUGCCUGCUACCUUCAGGUUGGGUUGUGGAUUCUGUAGUAAAUCUUUCGUUAGUCGUAUCCAUGCAACAAAUCAGGUUUAUUACGCAUAUAAAUGUUCAAUAUUAACAUACUAGCAUGCUAAUUGUGUGCAUGCUAAUAUGUUGAGGUUAGCACGCAGCCCAGCCAUUGAACCCAGUUCAAUACAGGAGGCAGACACAUCUAAGACCGAUAAAGCACAACUUUAAUUGAUAAGUACAACAGAGCUAAAUUUGUGAUGACUUAACGUGACGACCGUACAAAGAAUAUCUUGUUUUUUAUGUACUGUAGAGAUGCAGUAAAUUUCAUGUUCUGUCCUUGUUUCACACUCAGACCAAAUCUACAGUUCCUGUCUACAGAUAAACAUACGAUUGAGAUGGAGUCUGAUCUCAUGAUGACUCUAUGAGUCACCAUCAUAAUGAAACUAAAUGGUAAUCUCGGACUCUGAAUUACAACCUUGGCUUCGUGAUAAUUACUAUAAUUAUCAAAAACAGUUUCAUUACGGUUAUUUUAGCACUGUGUCAAACAGUAUUUAUAAAUCCGUCAUGCAGAUAUGAAUUGUAAUCAGCUGUAUACAGAAUGGCGAGUUAAAAUAUUCACCUUCAAGUACAGUGGAUUUAAUGACUUUCAGUACAGUGACAUUUAUUAGACGUUUACCAAAGCAAACAAACACCUUAAUUUACUGUAUAUACCUAUACAGGACGGUUUUGUCGGUUGAUGGUGCUGAAAUUUUUUUUUGACCAUUCUCAUUUUCUGUGACUGCUUCAGGUCACAUCUACAAAACAAGUCUGAAUUACUUGUAUAAUAUUCAUAACACAUUUGCAGUAUAAAGUAAAAACUACAGACAGGAAGGAAGAAUAUCCUGCUAAGCUGCACUUAGAGACACGAGACAGAGUUUGCAUCUGCUGAAGAGUUUCCUGUCUGAAUCACAGUGCUACGGUUCACCAUGUGUUCAGCGUACAUUGUGCCAUGUGUCAGAGCGAUAUCGUACACCCUCACACUGAUUUGAGAUUUUAUUCCAAGAUAUCAGCAAAGAGACGAGACACUCAAAACGUCAUAGUCUAGACAUCAUGUAUCUGGUGUAAAUAACGCCUGUGUCCUCUCCCCACUUAAGUUUAGGGCUCCAUAAAUUAUGUAAUCAUAAAUGACAACAUUAACCUAAAACAAAUGGAAUAUUUGCUAUUCUUUUGUCAUGUGUGUGCAGUAGUUCAGUGCUAAUAAGGAAUAACUGGUUUUAUGGUGCUAAGAUUAGGAAAUGCGUCACUGCCUGACAGAUUAGCUUGUAGGAUGUGUGUGUAAGUAGUUAGAUAUGAAGCAUGAACAGUUUUAGCUUUCUGCAUUGUACACAGACACGCAAUCAUUGCUAGAAACUUAAAUGUUUUCAUGGAUGUAAAAUAUUAGCUUCUAAUGUUGGGAAGUAACUCUUUGAUAAGCAUCUCAGUUUUAUGUGUCAAAAAAAAAGUUGUUGACUUGGGGAUUUUUUUUGUCCUGCUCUUUGUUUAAUUUUGUCACCUUGUCUUUUGUCUUUAAUAUGUUGAUGGUUUUUACACAAACAACAUUCACUCUGAUAACUGUAUGUUUAAUACACAACUAUAACUUUUAAAGCCUUCUAUUUCCACUAACUUGUGAUAUACCUUAGAAGAUAGUCUAUGUACAGAGGGUGUGGGCAAGUAACCACAUUGAAGCUGCUGAGUUUUGACUCUGCAACCCCUGAAAAGCACUUCAGCCUUAUAAACACAAGUUCCUAUGGUUCUUUAUGUAUGUUUCUACAUUAGUUAGCUGAUUUUUGGAAAUAUUUUUCCAAGUUACUUUGUUAAAAAAAGUUUUUGGAAACAAUGUAGUUAAGUCGAUUAAAUACAAAUGCUCAUGUUAGCUGUGGAAUGUGACUGUUGUGUGUGUGGAAAGUCAACUUCUCAGGCUUUGAACAUCUCACUCUGAAUGUCAUGUAAUAAACUCAUAAUGAUUUUCAGUGUACACACAUUUGUUUUUUAAGAUGAACUUGUUUAGAUCAUGUUUGCUGCCAACCUUUUAAAUACCUGUCAAAGUAGCUGUGCCAACAUUUGGAUUUAAAAAGCCUAUAAACGUCUGAAAGCUUUAUACACUAGACUGUCUCAUGUUUGUGGUUAUAAUGCUUUGUGUGUGCUACAGUACCUAUUUAUGAUUAUUACUGCAACUAUUAAAUGAUUUAUGAUACUG